Messenger RNA from Daphnia magna, 1853 nucleotides. Its product is annotated as pickpocket protein 28. Gene Ontology annotation, molecular function: ligand-gated sodium channel activity. Gene Ontology annotation, biological process: sodium ion transmembrane transport. Lineage: Eukaryota; Metazoa; Arthropoda; Branchiopoda; Diplostraca; Daphniidae. Bases 1 to 1746 code for a protein of 581 amino acids. The transcript has 11 exons. The record is from RefSeq and is a predicted model, not a curated record. Gene Ontology annotation, cellular component: membrane.
AUGUCCGCUGCUUUUAAAUAUUUUCAGUUCACAGUCACAAGCCAGCCGAAGAAGAUGAUGAUGAUGGAAUUCCCGGAUGAAUCGGACACUCGUAGUAAAGCACGUUACCGUAUUAGCGGACGUUUUUUCAAACACUUCUCCAACAAUUCGUCGAUUCCCGGACUCAAGCUUAUCACGCAAGACGGAGUGUCUUGGUUUGAACGAAUCAUGUGGCUUCUCGUCUGUUUGGUUGGUAUCUUGUUCUCAUCGUUUUUCUGUUGGAAAAUGUGGCUCAAGUACGAGAGCUCACCUGUUUUCACGUCGUUGGAUUCGCCUCGGUUCCCACUGAACGACAAUCCAUUUCCCGCUGUCACUGUCUGCAGUGUCAACAAAGUAUCAGACAAACGGCUACGUUUAGCACUCUCUGAUCCAAGGUACAACAACGUUUCUUACAGCACCAUUCACAAGACGUUAAGGUACAUGACGAAACUGGACCGUGCAAUCAAACACGAGCACGAUCUCGAACAAUUGAGUGACUUCUACAAAUCGGAAAACAUAACAGCGAUCGAAUUGUUUGAGCUGCUCAAAAAGACUGCUCCAAACUGUCGUGAUUUCGUCUUGGAUUGCAUCUGGCAAGGGGUCCCUGAUAAAUGCAACGAUUAUUUAUCCAUCCGUCCAACUGACGAUGGCAUCUGUUGCACUUUUAAUGGAGCUUAUUACAGUGAUGAAGAACUGGGGAUUCAGUCCAAAAAUCAUGAGCCAUUGCAAAUUGAUGGAAAUGGAUACCGAAUGGGACUCACUUUAGUAUUGGAUGCUAAUGUGAAUGAUUCAAGCGUCACCAACGGAAAAUACGAUGGAUUCAAGAUACUCGUUCAACCUGGCGAACAUUUUCCGGAUGUUGCUGACCGAGGUUUUGUGCUAAGCCCGGGCACCGAAACUUUUGUUGGCCUUAAAGGUAUUUCGUCCAUAAUCACCAAUGAGGCGGUAUACACAGUUUCGCCACACAGACGACGAUGUGUCGUUGACGGAGAAAUACGACUAGAAUACGUCGUCCGAUACAGUCAAUCAUCCUGCAUUGCCGAGUGCACUUCGCGAAAGAUGCAAGAGCUUUGCCACUGCAGGCCUUACUUCUUUCGAGCUGACCCUUCAAUGCCGUUGUGCGAUCUGGGGAAAUAUUCCUGCAUCUCCGAGAUUUAUGAGGAAUUGCGUCGAAAUGGAAUUCACACUUGUGGUUGUUUGCCCCAAUGCAACGACCAGUGGUACGAACCGGAAAUUUCCCAAGCCAGCUUUCCAGGACGCGGAUUUAAUUCAUCUCGCACCUUUAGUCGUUUGACUGAAAAACUACAUCACAAACCGGAUUUCCAGUACUUCAAGUCAAAUGUAGCAACUCUUCAUGUUUAUUACAAGGAGAAGACAAGUUUCCUAUACAAGACACAAGUCUACUACGGCAUAGAGAACUUUAUUGCUGCUGUUGGUGGUAUUCUUAGCCUUGGCUUAGGCUUGAGCUUCAUCGGUAUCAUAGAGUUAGCCUACUAUCUGUUUUUCAGAUGUUACGUCCCUUUACUGUCAGCCUCAAGAGAGCAAUCGAGUGAAGAUUCGUCGGAAGACCCACUUCCGCUUUCUUAUCGUUUGGAUAACGACAACAGAUCAUUUGUUUCGUCAAAAACCACGCCAAAUUCGUCUACUUCAAAUCUUGCCGAGGCACGCCUCGGCCACCUAGCAACAAAUCAAGGGAACAUUAAAAUGGUUGAAAUUGCUUUAGACUAGUGAAAUAGCAAGACAGCUAUAUCUCAUAUCCUGUGUGGUAAUUUAUUUGAUUUAUUGGAGAGACUGUAAGCCUGAAAUGUGAAAAAUAAAAAUGUCAGGAAAUAGGA